CUGCACGAUGCUCACACGCAAUCACGGACGCUGGGUCACCGUGCUGGCCAGGAACUGUCAUGAGCUUGAAAAAAUGGACUUAGAAGAAUGUAUUUUGGUGACAGAUAACACCCUGGUUCAGCUUUCUAUUCACUGCCCUCGCCUCCAAGCUCUGUCCCUGUCCCACUGCGAGCUGAUCACAGAUGAUGGUAUUAGAGCUCUGAGCAGCAGUACUUGUGGCCAAGAGCGCCUCACUGUGGUGGAGCUGGACAACUGCCCCCUCAUCACUGAUGUGACUCUGGAGCACCUGAAGAGCUGCCAUCGUCUGGAGCGCAUCGAGCUCUACGACUGUCAGCAGGUCACCAGGGCUGGCAUCAAACGCAUCCGGGCCCACCUUCCAGAGAUCAAGGUCCACGCCUACUUUGCCCCAGUGACACCCCCUCCCUCUGUACACGGAGGUGGCCAGCGUCUGUGUCGCUGCUGCAUCAUCCUCUGACAGUGGAGGGCCAGAGGGGGCCACCUCUGUCUGCAGGUCCUGCUGCUCUGAUACGAGCGGGAAUGGGAUGGGGGAAGGGAGAUGACUGGGGUAGGUGUAGGGGAGAGGAGGGGCUGGACCCACUCACUACUCCUGAUCACUGAUCAAUACAUAGACUGAUCGCCCCUGAUCAGUUGAAUCCGCCCCUCCUCUCUCCUCGUGCUCACCGAUAAGGAUUGCAGCAGCCCGGGGUUUGGGCAUGGGGGUUUGUGGAGAGAACAUGGAUGGAUGGACUCCCUCUUUCUCUCUUUUUAUCUCUCUUUCUCUCUCUCACUGUAAAGACAAAAACAAGUUCUCCACUCCAUCCUACUCCUCAGACCCCUGAAAAAAGGACUGCAUCUGGAGAUGGUGUUGGACGGGGUCUGAAAAGUGGAACUACAUGCAUCAUGUUCAAACUGAAAAUGAAAAAAAGACGAAAAUGUCAUCUUGGAAUACAGUUGGCUCUCUGCGGAGUAUCAUCUCAACAAUCACAUGACGCCUCUAUGUGACCAUCCUGUGAUUCAUUAUGCUUUGAACAACAACACGCAGCAUGGAGGGGGAGCAGCACUGGGGUGGGGGAAAGGCAGGUUUUCUGGAUAUAAGAAGAUCAGCACAUUCAACUAAACUCUGUAGUGUGGAAGAGUUGAGAGAAAGCAGGAAGUACAUAAUGGGAUGGGACAUGUGACAUUUGUGCAUCUGAGAAACUUUUUGUUGAGAUUUAGAUUCUGUUUGUACAGAGAAUGUUUUGCAAUGGAAAAAAAAUGUACACACUUAUGGCAAUUCACUAAAGAUUGGGGGGGGAAAUUAGUUCCUUUUUUAAAAUGCUUAUUGUAAUUGUCCAUGCCUGUUUAUCCAGAGAGGAAGAUUAUGUUCGUCAUUCUUUUUUAAAUGGAAAAGAAGUAACUGUUGAUGUUUAACAAAAAAAGGACCUAUGAUUCAGACCCUCAGCGUCUAAAAGCGUUAUGUUGACUGUGUAUGCGUCUGCGAUGUGUGGCCUCUCCUGUGUUCUGCCUGGUUCUGUUGGCUCGUAGGCCCUGAUCCGAUCCUGUCAUUAGCCCUGUGCACUAGCUCCUACUUGACCACUUAAGCAUUUGUUUACAACCUGGAUUAGGUUAGCACCACAGACAAACAUGUUUACAUUGGUGGAUGUCCAAUCUCCCUACUAUUCAGAGUGCGUUUAGUACACUUAUAUAAUUGGGGUUAACCCACAGUUGUUGACUGGACUGUGACGUCCAUUAAUCAAAUGUAUUGCUGUGUACACUAGGACAUAAAUCAGGGCUCACCUCGGUGCAAUUUUGCUUUAAAAUAAAAUGGAAAUUUGCCUAAAACUGAGAUUAUAGUUUAGAGAAUGUGAGCAAAGGCGCUUCAACUUUUUGACAAUCACAGGAAUUUGUGUAUUUGAAAGUUAUUUUAGUCUAAGUGUUGUUUAAUUGGCAAUUUACUGAUGAUAGGUAGGAUAUAAUAAUGUGUUGCUUAAUAAAGAACCACGUGAGAAAUGGUUCAUAAAUAGCACUUGGCAAAUCUAAUGCAUUAAAUUGAUCAGCAAUCAACUGGUCGAAUCCUACAAAACACUUGACAAGAGGGAUGUGAUAUGCAGCUCCAGAACCAACAGGUAACAGGUUAAGAGACUCUAAACAAGCACUCGUUCAGAACCUCAACAUGAUCUGUUUUGCCAUGCAGAUUAACGUGUCUAUGGGAAAUGUCAUGCCACAUACAAGAAGCAAUGAAAAUAAAACACAACAGAAGCAGCUCGCAAUGUUGAGACUGGCAAGUGCUGUGUGGGGCCAAGUGCUCAAAAACUGGGGAGAUUGGCAGGACAAUGGAUAGGAAUUAAGAAGGAGAGCAGACAGAAAGAUUGAAAAAAGACUCAGAUGGAUACAAAGCUGACUUCACUGGCUGUGAUACUAAUGCCCUCUCUCUGACAGCUGUAUAACAGUUUUAUGUUUAAGAAAAUAAAGAAAUACAUUAAAAAAAAUAAACAACUGAAAAAAUUAAAGUGACUAAGUAAAUGUGCUUUGUCUCU
Notothenia coriiceps (black rockcod) is the source of this 2516-nucleotide messenger RNA. RefSeq names its product F-box and leucine-rich repeat protein 2 (gene fbxl2). Bases 8 to 475 code for a protein of 155 amino acids. Gene Ontology annotation, molecular function: protein binding. Lineage: Eukaryota; Metazoa; Chordata; Actinopteri; Perciformes; Nototheniidae. Gene Ontology annotation, biological process: SCF-dependent proteasomal ubiquitin-dependent protein catabolic process. Gene Ontology annotation, cellular component: SCF ubiquitin ligase complex. The transcript has 5 exons. The record is from RefSeq and is a predicted model, not a curated record.